Molecule: messenger RNA, 1275 nt
Organism: Brassica rapa (field mustard)
Lineage: Eukaryota; Viridiplantae; Streptophyta; Magnoliopsida; Brassicales; Brassicaceae
Source: RefSeq, a predicted model, not a curated record
AUGGCUUCUUCCUCUCAUUUUCAUUACCACCAAGACGAUCACCAACCUGAUAAUGAAGAUAUAUUCGAAGACUUAUUUGAAGACAUUGACGAAUUUCUAGAAGAAAAUGAGCGUGUACCACGUAAUUUUAUUGACAGACAUCGGGAGGAAGGUCAAGAUUUGCUAUGGAAUGAUUAUUUUAGCGAUACUCCAACCUACCCGCACAAUGUCUUCCGGCGACGGUUUCGAAUGAACCGGACAUUAUUCAUGCGUAUUGUGCAGCGUCUCUCCACUGAAGUACGGCAUUUUCAAGAAAGAGUAGAUGCAACCGGGCGGUCUAGUCUUACUGCACUCCAAAAAUGUACCGCAACAAUUCGUCAAUUGGCUUAUGGUGUUGGAUCUGAUGCAGUGGACGAAUAUGUCCGAAUGGGUGAAACAACUGCUCGAGGAUGUUUGCACAAUUUUGCCGCGGGAAUAAUCAGCUUGUUUGGCAAUGAAUACCUAAGACGUCCCACACCGGAAGAUCUGCAGAGACUACUAUACUUUGGGGAGCAACGUGGGUUCCCAGGGAUGAUUGGAAGCAUCGACUGUAUGCAUUGGGAGUGGAAGAAUUGCCCCACUGCUUGGAAAGGAAUGUAUUCACGAGGAACCGGAAAACCAACGAUUGUCUUAGAGGCGGUGGCAUCAUAUGACCUCUGGAUAUGUCACUCCUUCUUUGGAGCUCCAGGUACUAUGAACGAUCUUAAUAUUCUCGAUCGAUCACCCGUUUUUGAUGACGAUAUUACCGGAAUAGCACCACAAGUUAACUUCUAUGUCAACAAUCAUCCGUACAACUUGGCUUAUUAUCUCACGGAUGGUAUUUAUCCGAAAUGGGCUACAUUUAUUCAAUCUAUCCGACUACCACAAACUCAGAAGCAUUCUGUAUUUGCUCAAACCCAAGAAGGUGUGCGAAAAGAUGUCGAGCGUGCCUUCGGAGUCCUACAAGCUAGGUUUGCCAUUGUUAAAAAUCCAUCUAACAUAUGGGAUAAACGAAAAAUAGGUAAUAUUAUGAGAGCUUGUGUCAUACUUCAUAAUAUGAUUGUCGAGGAUGAACGAUCGUCAAGAACUCAGUACAACAUUGCUGAAUUUCGAGAAAGAGAAGAGGCGGAUACCUUUACCGUCAAUAAUCCGUCACCUCUCGGCACUCCACUUGAACGUCGGACAAACCUUCAGAAUCUAGAAACCCAUCAACGUUUAAAAAAUGAUUUGAUUGAAAAUAUAUGGAAUAAAUUUGGACAUCUUCCAAAUAACAUAUAG